AUGAUUGCCAUGACAAUGGACACGCUGGCCAUCUGGUCGUCGCGCAAGAAGAAAGAAAACCAGGGUAAGGACGCAGAGAAAGCGAUCGAUGACCUUGAAAUCACCGUCCCCCGCUGCAAGCCAGAAACCAUCAGCGCCCUCUGCAAGUCCACAAAGUUCAACAAGGACGAAAUCAAAAGGAUUUAUCAGGGCUUCAAACAGUCAUGCCCGUCAGGUAUCGUCAAUGAAAACACCUUCAAAGACAUGUACUGCCAAUUUUUUCCACUUGCAGACACAACUCAAUACGCGCACUACGUUUUCAAGGCGCUGGAUAAAGACAGAGCUGGGACCAUCAAUUUCAAAGAGUUCGUGAUGGGCCUGUCGGUGCUGUCUCGGGGCUCGUCGCGGGAGAAGCUCCAGUGGGCCUUCAACCUGUACGACAUCAACAAGGACGGCGCGGUCACCAAGGAGGAGAUGUUCGAGAUCAUCUCGUCCGUCUACAGCCUGCUGGGCCACUACUCGGCGCCCAUGGCGGACGAGCGGUCGGCCAGGGAGCACGCCGCCAGGGUCUUCCAGAAGUUGGAUUUAAACAAGGACGGUGUAGUCACCUACGACGAAUUCAUUGAGACGUGUUUAUUGGAUGAAGACAUCGUGAAGUCCCUGAGCGUCCUGGACACGGUGCUGGACUGAUCUGUCUUCCAAGAACGGACGUGGCAAGGAC
Ixodes scapularis (black-legged tick) is the source of this 700-nucleotide messenger RNA. RefSeq names its product Kv channel-interacting protein 4. Bases 1 to 669 code for a protein of 222 amino acids. NCBI's taxonomy places the organism in Eukaryota, Metazoa, Arthropoda, Arachnida, Ixodida, Ixodidae. Gene Ontology annotation, molecular function: calcium ion binding. The record is from RefSeq and is a predicted model, not a curated record. The transcript has 7 exons.